This is a messenger RNA of Neolamprologus brichardi, 1487 nucleotides long. RefSeq names its product CARD and death domain containing adaptor protein (gene cradd). The record is from RefSeq and is a predicted model, not a curated record. Gene Ontology annotation, biological process: regulation of apoptotic process; signal transduction. Gene Ontology annotation, molecular function: death domain binding; protease binding. Lineage: Eukaryota; Metazoa; Chordata; Actinopteri; Cichliformes; Cichlidae.
CAUAGAGCAGUUGAAAGGUAGUUGUACAGCUGACACAAAGGACUAGUUUAAUGAUGUGGAACUGCUUAUUUUUAUGAGCUAAUUAGUCGGGUUUCGGUGAAAUGGACCCGGCGCACAGAGCUGUCCUCCGAAAACACCGACUGGAGCUGUCCGGCCAGCUUCUGGUCAGCGAAACCAUCGUUCCGUUUCUGUACCAGGAGGAGAUUUUAACGGACGCGCAGGUGGAGGACAUCGAGUCCCGAUCCACGGAGAGACAGAAGACCCUCCGGCUCCUGGACCUCCUGCCGAGCCGCGGGCCCCGGGCCUUCCAAUCCUUCCUGGGGUCCCUGCAGGACUUCAGUUGGGUCCGGGACCGACUGCUGCAGGAGCUCCAGACCCCACCUGAACCCGGACCCAAAGACGCCUGUUGGCUCCCGGAAUCGGUUCUACAGCGGGUUCCCUCAGAUCGAGAGUUGUCCCAGCUGGCGUUGCGGCUCGGUGCCGAGUGGGAAUCGGUGCUAUUGGAUCUGGGUCUGUCGGCAGAGGUGCUGUUUCGAUGCCGGUCCGAUCACAGCCUUAGUUCUCAGGCGGCGGCACUCGCUGGGCUGGUGCAGUGGAGGCGGGCUGAAGGGAAGCGAGCGACAGUGGAGAGGCUACUGCAGAGUCUGCAGAGCGCUGGCAUCCAUUCAGCAGUCCUGGAAGACGUUCUGAACGUUUCUUCGUAAUGCAGAGAGACGCAUUUCAAAUGACGAAAAAGACUGAAAUCUGAAAUAUAAUAUUAGGGAAAAAUAUACAUUUUUACACUUUUGUUCAAGUUUUGAAGUGUUUUCAGGAUAUAAAUCAGAAAAAUCAAAUUUAGAACAAACUGAAGCAGCCAAAGACUAAAAUGUGCCUUUAUUGCUUGUGUCUGUGGGGUUUUAAACUUUUUACAUAAAACUGAUGUGUGAUGCUAGAAUCCUUUUAUUAAACUUUAUAUCCAGAGAACACAUCUUUAGAUGAAUACUUUGUAGAAAAUCAACAAUAUGAAACAAAAAGAGUAAAUUUGUGGCAUAAAUAUCAACUCAUGACAGGGAUUAAAGUUCAGUCUGAGAUUAGAUUAUGUUUGAAGAUAAAAAAGUCUGGAUUCUGAGGGACUUCAUUUCAAAUGUGGAAGCAGAAAGUCUGACAGAAAGAGCAGAAAUGUAAAGACAGAACUUGAGAUUUAAAUCCUGAGUUUGUUCUGAAGUGUGUAAAGUGACAGGAUGAUGUUUCUUCAUGGAGCUGAAUCAUCAGCAUACAGGAGCAUCCUCACCUGCUCUGCUUCAUGCUUCACUCAUUGUUGCAGAGGCCCAGGAUCAGAGACCGAAGGAUUACUGUGAAAUGUGAGUCAUGCUGAGCUGGUCUGUCAGCUGGAAGUGAACAGAAUAAGUUACUGUGAUGAAGCAAUGCACUAUCCCUAUAAAUCCUGAUCAAAUAAAGUUGGACUGAACUUUUUCCUGAGAAAUUAAAUCAAAUGUUUCCUGUAAAAA